Molecule: messenger RNA, 1364 nt
Organism: Myripristis murdjan (pinecone soldierfish)
Lineage: Eukaryota; Metazoa; Chordata; Actinopteri; Holocentriformes; Holocentridae
Product: THAP domain-containing protein 2-like
Exons: 4
Coding region: 178-903 (241 amino acids)
Source: RefSeq, a predicted model, not a curated record
UGGCGGCGACGCAGCUCACGUUCCAGCGCGUCAUGAGGCGUCUGCGCAUAGACACAAAGAGGCUAGAUUGGCCCCUCCCCCCUUUUUUCACGGCGGACUUAGCAGCCAUCUUGAAGCGGUCGACCGUCCAAACACAGAGUGGGACUCGGUGACAAUAAUAAAGCUUGUCGAUGGAAAAUGCCUCAACAUUGUGCAGCCUACGAUUGUAAAAACCGGCGUACCGCACAAUCCAGACAACAGGGAAUUACCUUUCACAGGUUUCCCAAAGAGCAGAACCGUAGGAAGAAAUGGGAGGUCGCCCUCAGAAGAAAAUAUUUUAGAGCCACGGAUGAGUCUGUGCUCUGUUGUGAACACUUCAAGCCAGAGGAUUUCGACAGGACCGGUCAGACUGUCCGGCUUAGAUCUGAUGUCAUACCAUCCGUUUUCAACUUCCCAGCUCAUCUCCAAACAAAAAAAGUCAAAGCAGCCAGGACCUCUGCUACUUCAAGGAGAGCUGAAGAGAGCCUGCCAGUGGAUCUCUGUCAGGAUGCUCCUGUUGAACCAGAGGAGAGCAUGCCAGUGGAUCUCUGUCAGGAUGCUCCUGUUGAACCAGAGGAGAGCCUGCCAGUGGAUCUCUUGUCUCUCUGUCCAGAUGCUCUUGAUGGACCUGAACCCUCGCCUAAGCCUCGGCCCAAGCGUGCAAACAUCUCAGGGGUGGAAAAGGACCACACCUUUGCACUGCCCAGCUGUCCAGUGGCUCUAAAGAAGAGACUGAUUCAGGCUACAGACAAUGUGAUCACACUGGAGCGGGAGAUGAGUAAUGCAAGGAAGCGUGAACUGAGGGCAAGGAGUCAUAUGACAUAUGCCGCCAUAUAUCGACUUGUCACCAGCACACUAUCGCGGGAGAAGUCGGCUGCUAAAUGAGCUUCCACCUUCGACUACAAGUAUUGAGUUCUGCUUAUAGUAGGCAGAUAUGUGAUGUUAUAUGUUUUUGUUUGUUUUGUACAAAAAUGUUCAUAAAGGCUGAAGUGUUUCGACCAUAGUUGUCAGUGUCUGUUUUGUGCUGUAAUUAAAAUGAUAUGUAGGUAGGCAUAUACUGCAGGUUUUCCCCAGCAUGUAUUUGACACAGGUGGUCCACCUAAGAGUCUUCACCCACCACCUAAGCCAAAUUAACAUCUUAAGGCUUUUUAAGGGCAUUUUAAUGACUUUUAAGGACCAGGGACCACCUGAGCCCCCCAUAAGCUAGGGGAAACCCUGUACUCAGUGUGCAUUUUAAACAAAUUCCCUCAAGCCAUUCCCACAGCAUAGACUGUUUAAUGUAUAUUUUGGGUCUAAUGUUAAUGCUUGACUUUCUACUGAGCCAUCAUUUGAAUACUAAUGUGCGU